This is a messenger RNA of Brettanomyces bruxellensis, 3462 nucleotides long. RefSeq lists its product as uncharacterized. Gene Ontology annotation, cellular component: condensed chromosome; condensin complex. Lineage: Eukaryota; Fungi; Ascomycota; Pichiomycetes; Pichiales; Pichiaceae. The record is from RefSeq and is a predicted model, not a curated record. Gene Ontology annotation, biological process: mitotic chromosome condensation. Bases 1 to 3462 code for a protein of 1153 amino acids. The transcript has a single exon.
AUGACAAAAGCAUCGACCAAAAAGAAACCAAGCACGCAUCAUAAGGUGGGCAAACGGUACCUCAAGUCACUCAACCAGCUUGAGAACAUGGCUGAGGUGGAGAAGAGCGUUAGAGAGACGUUUCAAGAGGCCCAGCGAACGGUUUCGGUUCACAAAACGCAGGUUGUAAUCUUGAAAACGUUGUAUGAGAGAAGUCGGGAGAUGGGCCAGUUAGACAAGUUUUCAGCCCUCAUCUGCAGGCUGAUCAACAAGACUUUGCCCCUGAAACGCAAUGAGCCCGCAGCGGACCGAAUUGUAAAGUUUGUUUCGUCUUUUACGACAGCAAUAAACCCAAACAUCAAACGUGAUGGCACAGUUGAGGAUUCGGAUGUUAUUGAUUUGGAGGAAGACGAGGCAUUUAGCGAGUACGUUGCAGUGGUGACAUCGCACUUGAUGCGAGGACUAGAGGCAGCAAACAGGAAUGUCCGAUACAGAGUGUGCCAUUUCUUAUCGCACAUGAUGCACAACAUGCCGGCGAUAGACAAGACACUGUAUGAAAAGUUGGCCCGGGAGCUGGAGGCCCGGAUAUACGAUAAAGAGCCGAGCGUGCGCAUGAAGGCGGUCGCAACAUUGGCAUCCAUGCAGAACCCGGAUGGUGCAGACUGCGUCAGCGAUGCUGCAAAGAAGCUUCGGGUCAUCAUGCAGAAUGACGCCAACCCGGAGGUUAGGCGGGUUUGUAUGAAGCAAAUCGAGAAAAACAGGUUCACGAACCGGUACGUGUUCGAGCGGGCGCGUGAUGUGAACUCGGUCAACCGGCGGUUGUUGUUUUCGCAGGUUUUGCCGCGGUUCGGCGAUUUCCGGACGAUCGACGCGGACGACCGUAACAGGCUCUUGAACUGGGGGCUCAAGGACAGAGACGACAAUGUGCGAAAAGCUGCCGUUGGCUGGAUCACCGGCAACUGGAUGGCCACGUUGAAAAACGACGUUUUGGAGUUUGUCGAGAGACUCAAGGUGACAGACAACGCGGUUGCCGAAGUUGCACUCAGAGACCUACUUGAGGCCAAGCCGGGUGUUGCCAAGAAGCUCUCGUUCAACGCGGAUGUGCUCAAGAGCUUGACCAGCGAGUAUGCACUCUUGUACCGGGUGUUUUUCCAGUAUUGCACGGAUCACAAUGAGCAGAAUUUGCUCGAUGAGAAUUUCCCGGAGGCAGCGGAGUUCGCCGACACAUUGCAGCUGUAUUUCCGGCGGCGGAGAGAGAACCUCGUGCAGAUCUCGACACAUAAGCGGGAGCUGGCGGGGGAUGAAUGCCCAAAUGUGCAUGUGGUGGACCCGGAGGAGUACGAUUAUGUAAUCAAGCAGCUUCUCACGGUUGCCUCUGGGUACGACUACCAGGACGAGUUUGGCCGCAGCAAGAUGUUGACCGUUUUGCGUGCGAUUCUUGCCCGGGAUGGGUUGAAUGCAGAGAUAGUUGAUGUGCUAGUUUUGUGUAUCAGACGUCUUUCGAUCAGCGAGCGUGAUUUUUCGCAGAUGAUCGUGGAAAUAGUGAACGACAUGCGUGAUGCUGCGUACGAGGAGGCGGUGAAGGGUAAGCCCGGUGUGGAUGACACAAUCGGAUCUGGAAAGCAAGCAGUUGGCGAAAGUUUGGGGUCCAGUGAUGAGGACGAAGAUGAGAAUGACAGCGAUGAGUUUGUAGACGCAGCAACGAGCAUGUCGCGGGCAUCGAUCCGCAAUGCAAACAGAAGCAGGCAGCAGGAGCUUGCCAAAGAGACGGCUGAGGUGGGCAUGCUAUCUGUUGAAUCGCUUGUGGACUGUCUCACGAUCACAAAACGCAUGCUUCAACUUGUCAGCAAGCCGCUCAAGGACAACAUGUACUUGGCAUCGAUUCUGCAAAGUUUGGUGCGUCCGGCUUUGCAGCGGCCCGAGGUUCAGGCAAGAGUGCUUGCACUAUCGUGCAUGGGUCUCUGCUGCAUGCUUGACCGGGAUCUCGCGGUCAGAAACAUGUUUUUGUGUGGUGUGUUUAUCACAAAAAGCGAUAACGACGAUCUCAUCGUUGCAGGCUUGAAAGUAAUCACCGACUUGUUGGCCGUGCAUGGAGUUUCCAUCUUGGGCGUUGAUGUUGAAGGAAGCAUCGACUCCAUGGCCGUUGCCAAGCUUUUCUACCGCACUUUGAGAGACAGCAGCCGGAAAACUGUCCAGGCUGUGUCUGGCGAGGCCUUGUACAAGCUCUUUCUUUCAGGUGUCAUCAACGAUGAUGAGCUUUUUGAGACCACGCUUCUUGCGUACUUCAACCCGGCCAUCAACGACAACGAGGCCUUGAAGCAGUGUCUCUCCUUCUGCAUUCCCGUGUUUGCCUUUUCACACGUUUCUCACCAGGAGCAGAUUGCUCGAGUUGUCGCAGACACGUUAAUUCGACUCUUUGGCAGCUGGGAUGACAUGAAGGACCAGGCUGGCGGCCAGAUGCCGUUUACUCCUCAAAAUAUCAUCGAACAGCUUCUCUACUGGACGGAUCCCUACAGAAUUGUUGGCCAAGACCCGGAGGAUGCGAAAAAAAGCUGCAUCCAGAUCGAUGUCGGGUUGCAGUUGCUAAAAGUGCUCGAGCGGCUCGACAGCAGCCAAAACCAGAAAUCUUGCGUGCGUGCAAUCUUCUCGAUGCUUCCCAAGUUGACGUUUACGGAGAUGGCCGGGUUGUCCAAGUUGCAAGAGUUGCUAGCAGCUUUAGAGAGUGAGACCUUACUGCAGGGAGAAAUAGAAGAGGCUUUGAAGAAUUCGCACUAUCGGAAUGCGUUUGCUAAGCUUGAGUUGUACAUAGAGGCCUGCAUAGAGAAGGCAGAGGAGGAUCCGGCCUUGGCAGAACAUGUAAAGAGUGAAAAAGUGGUGGCCAGAGAUGCAACCACGGCCGAGUCGUUUUCCGCAUCGAUCGACGGGGCAAACGAGUCUCCGGUUGGCCACAGCUCGUUUAUUGUUGAGGAAGAUGGCAAAAAGAGGAAGGCCGAGGCUGGUUUGGAGAAUGAUCUGCCGAAAAAGCUGAAGGUGGAAGAUGAGAGCAAGGAGGAAAAUAGAGAGGAGGAAAAUAGAGAGGGAAAAAAUAAAAAGGAAGAAAGUAGAGAGGAGGAGAAUAGAGAGGAAGGAAAUAGAGAGGAGGAAAAUAGAGAGGAGGAAAACAGAGAGAAUUACGAAAUAGAGAAUCCUACAGAUGUAAAAGUGAAAGAAGCUGUAAGGGAAAGAAAGCAAGAAGUAAAGAAAGAUGCACAGAAAAGAAUGCAAAAAGUCAAGGAAGAUGCACAGAAAACCAUUGAGAAUAUUCAUCAAGUAAAGAUUGAGAAGGUUCAACGAAUCAGCACAUCCAAAAAAGCUACCAAACACUCCUCCGCUACCAGAAAGCAUUCAUCCAAAGUUAAAAAAGAGUUCGUUCAGCAUGACUCCAGCUCUGAGUCUGAUUACGGAGACGAUAGUAGUAUAAUAAUCAUCAGCGAUGAUGAAUAA